This is a messenger RNA of Symbiodinium necroappetens, 1212 nucleotides long. The record is from the annotation of a GenBank genome assembly. Lineage: Eukaryota; Dinophyceae; Suessiales; Symbiodiniaceae.
AUGCCUCUGCGCCCAAUCCAAGCGCUUGAAAGCUCAAGCAGGCCAUUCGUCACCUGGAUGCUGCAGCAUGGGCUGCCAACCUUGUGCCGAAGGCUUGCGAUCGACGUGGCAGCGGAUGCAUUCGCGACCCUCGACGAGUCCACGCAAAGUCGACUUGGCCACAUUCACGCGCUUAUCGACCGCCUUGGCGACGACCCCGGCCUGUGGUAUGCCAACUGGCGCCAGGCCGCCACUGCAUCCCGAGAGGUGGUGAAUGCUCUGACAGAGAUACCACUGCAGGUCAAGUCUCCCUCAGACUUCGAGGAGAGACAUGGGCAGCAUGGGCUCCGCUUUGCCGGGGGCCGCUCCCUGCAGGUGACACCUCACAGCUCCGUUGCCGUUGGCCAGUUGAAGGUGCCUCCGAUAGGAGCGGCAGUGGCAAGCGCACGUGAGGCAGCUUUGGCACUGGAGAGCGGGAUCCGGAUGCUCUUCCUGACAGAGGCGGCUGUGUACCUGGUGCACGAAGUGCUACAUGUACUUGACAGCAUUGGGCUCGACCGGCACGAGGUGAUCAUCGUCGGCAGGAUGCAAGCUGCUGAUGUCAAAGGUGUCGCCGCAUCGUUUGUCAUGUCACACUUGGAUGCUGCGGCUCUUGCAUUUCAGGAGGAGUCGCCUGAGGAUGAUGUCGAAGUCUGGCAGCAAUUCGAGGCAUCCAUGCGAGGUGCUGUGAGUGCAGUCGGCGUGAGUGAGAUGCCACCUGAACGAUUGAAGACAUUCCUACUGCGAGGAAGCCGACCAGAGUUUGUGCAGACAACAUUCACGGUCUACGAGCCUGGUGGUCCGGACGAGGCUCGUCGGCAAAGCUCCCAGAUGGAGGAGCUUCUUGCAGCCAGCAUCGUCACGAUGGGCUCCGGACUCUCCCAGGAGGGAGGGUGUGGCUAUCUGCGACCUCUGGAUGAUCCACACAUCUCUGCGGUUGCCUUGCGAGCUAAUCGAAGCUGCGCGCAGGUUAUCGACAGAUGGUUCAUGCAGCUUGGUGGGGUCGUGCUUGUGAAUGCAACGCAGAGGAGCGAGUUCUUGGAGCACGUGGCCUCAUUGGAAUUUGCUUUGGGCGAGGAAGAGAUGAGGAAAAUUAAUGGGCUUAGCAGCCUCGUGGCCUCUUCCCCCGGUCGUCGAGCUCCUGCGUGGUGUGAGGACGUGUAUCACUUGUCCGACUUGCCAUUGGAAGUGUAA